AUGGCAGCCAUGUGGCUCUCCACGCCCCUGGAGCUCAAGACAUUGGCGUCUUUGCCAGUGUUGUACCCAUGGGCUACUGCAGCUGUUGGCACUCAGCACCCAGGGGUCAUGACGCCGGGGCGGCGGGGCUGCUCCCUGCGGGAGGUGGACGAUCGGCGCAAGGAGACGUACUGGCAGCAGCAGGAGACGCGCUUCGUGGUGCAGCGAUCCCCCUGGCUCAUCAUGCAGCUGGGCCGGCUGGGCGAGCCCCUGGCCCGCUACCACCUGCCCUACCAGCGGGCGCUGCCCCUGCCCCUCUUCAUGCUGGCCGACCUGAGCGCCAAGGCCGAGCGGGGAGCCACCCCGCCCCAGCUGCGCCACAUGAUGGACUUCGAGACGGCGCUGGCCGGGGGCUCCCCGCCCAACGGGCAGUGCUGGGACAAGAAGGCUGUGGCGGAGAUCACCAAGGAGCUGCCCCCCGUCAUCCAGCCCAGCCGGCCCGACUUCGGCAAGGGUGACUUCCCCCGCUCCCUGUCCCAGGAGGCGCAGAGGGGCUGA
Molecule: messenger RNA, 537 nt
Organism: Terrapene triunguis (Three-toed box turtle)
Lineage: Eukaryota; Metazoa; Chordata; Testudines; Emydidae
Product: telethonin-like
Exons: 2
Coding region: 1-537 (178 amino acids)
Biological process (GO): sarcomerogenesis; cardiac muscle tissue morphogenesis; detection of muscle stretch
Cellular component (GO): Z disc
Molecular function (GO): structural constituent of muscle; titin binding; titin Z domain binding
Source: RefSeq, a predicted model, not a curated record